Molecule: messenger RNA, 2318 nt
Organism: Pseudomyrmex gracilis
Lineage: Eukaryota; Metazoa; Arthropoda; Insecta; Hymenoptera; Formicidae
Gene: emei
Product: transmembrane protein 161B
Exons: 11
Coding region: 277-1743 (488 amino acids)
Source: RefSeq, a predicted model, not a curated record
UUUUCAUAUGUCCCUGGCCGCUUUCAGUCUUCUCUCUGAUAAUAUACAUGUGUUGGAGAUUGUAUUUCGCUGGGUUUUACUAGGUUAUGACUAUUUAUAAAACCAGCUUUCAAGAGCGGCUGAAUGUUUUUUAAAAUGGUAGAGCAAACAUUAGUCGCGGUAUUAGUGUCUUUCCUCGAUUUCAUUGUCUUUCUGCCAAUUGACAUUUUUGAGUUAUUAAUCGAGACAGUCUCGUUCUUGAAAAUUUAAAUUGUCCGAAAACUUUACGUACUACACAUGGCUCUUUUAGGAGCACAACUGGUCAUUACGCUUGUAAUGGUCAGCAUUAUACAAAAACUAAGUCCACAUUUCUCUGUUGCAAGAUGGAUCUUAUGUUCUACAGGAUUGAAACGAUAUCAGUAUCCAACAGAUCAACAACUUAGAACAUUAGCUGGUGUACCUAAAGAAAAACCUAAAAAAGGGAAGCACAGUGAAAAUGGCAAAGUGGGAGAUGUGUUUCAUGUUCCUAGAAAUCUAGAUAUCAAGCUUGAAAGUGCAAAAAUAACUGCUCUAGAUGUAAUACACUUAAAAUAUUACACAGAGUACCAAUGGCUCUUGGAUUUUUCUGUAUACGCUGUUAUUGUUUAUAUACUAACAGAGACAUACAAUUAUUUCUAUCCGAUCAAAGAUGAGAUUAAUCUCAGUAUACUGUGGUGUUUGGUAGUUCUGGGUUUUGCAUUUAAGGUACUAUUUUCACUUUGGAUACAAUAUUUCAAAGGAGAAGAAAGUAUAGGUGAAAGAUCCACAUGCAUUGUUACGGGAUUUGCAUAUCUUCUUAUCGCUAUGAUGGUGCUUAUAAUAGAUGAAAACAAACUAGAAAUUGGGCUGGAAAAAGCAUAUACAAGUUUCAAUCACAGCGCUUCUCAAUUUUUAGAUACUCAAGGACUUUCCUCAACGGGGCCAGCUUCAAAAAUUGUUGUUAAGUUCUUCCUUGCAAUAUGGUGUGGCUUACUAGGAUCUUUAUUCACUUUCCCAGGACUGAGGAUAUCAAAAAUGCACUAUGAUGCAUUAAGAUAUUACAAAGAUAAUAAAUUAUUGUUGCUAUUAGCUAAUAUUAGUUAUGUUUCGCCACUCCUCUUGGUGAGUUUAUGGAUUACACCUUUGACUAGAGAUUAUUUGACUGUUCGGAUAUUUAGCGGAAUGAGUAGUCCGUUGAUGACACCUGCAAGAUUUGAAAGUAUGAGACUGAUAGUUAUUAUUCUUGCUGUUGUACUAAGAAUAAUGCUCAUGCCAAUUUAUCUGCAAUCUUAUUUAAAUCUUGCAAAUCAAAGACUAGAAAUACAGAAAAAGGAAGCUGGUAGAAUAACAAAUGUUGAUCUACAAAAAAAAAUUGCGGCUGUGUACUAUUAUUUAUGUGUAGUAGCAGUGCAGUUUAUUGUUCCAAUAAUUAUAUGUUUAUUUUUUACAUUUUUAUAUAAAACAUUAGGUGGUUUUACUUGGGAAGGUAUUUUGGGAGGAACGUUAGAGGAAGAAUGUCCAGCUGAUGAGUUACCACAGUCGCUAUCAUCUAACAAUGAUAACAGUGAUAAGACUGUUGUACAAACUGCUGAAGAAUUUCAACUUGCACUAGGCUCGUUAAAGCAGAUAUUUACUACGGAUGUUUAUAGAGGUAUUUUAGGUUUAGCAACAUGGUGGAGCUGCUUUGCAUUACUUGCAACUAGUGCCAUGGGCAUGUUUUAUCAAUCAUAUUUUUCGAAUGUGUAAAAUGAUUUAUAAUGAAAAAAUCCAAAUGUCGCAACACACAAAUCUUGAUCAAUUCGCAAAUCAAUCGUUCAUUAUUAAAGAUGUAGCAUUGUCCACUGUAAAAUACAUAUUUUCAGACUCCAUUUUAACGCCUAUUGCCAGAUAUAUUUAGGUAGAUAGCUAUCACAGGUCAACAUAGACUUUUUGUUUGGGAAUGAAUAUAUAAUGAUUCUUGAAACAGUUUUGUUCUAAACAACAAGUUUGUCCUUUUUUUUGCUAAAUUCGAAUUUGAUAUUAGACUUUGUUAUUACUUUAGGAUUUUGGCAAAAUAAUGACAUAAAAUGUUGCAAGCAAUAAUCAUUUUUGCCAAUAUUUUCUUGUUUGUUAUGAAUAAAUCAAAGUUGUUCGUAUACUUUUGUCUUUCAUUAGCAUGAAAUAUAUAUAGUUCGUUUUCUAAAUAGAACUUUUUCUUAUCACUGUAACAGACAAAAUUACUGUUUUUAAGAACUAUUGUUUAUUCUCAAAUAAAUUCUAAACAUUUAAAUUGUGUCGACCUGAGUAAUGUGUAAGAUUUUUAUAAUGUAUAAACUGAUAAA